AUGAACGCUCUUUUUGAAGAUGCUCAAUUUUUCGGAGCGUCCCUCUGCAUCACGAUUAUCAUCAACUUAUCGGUCUCGAUAUUUUGCGGAUUUCUAUACCGUGCCCUCGUAUUAGCGCAGGAUCCUUGGAUUCUCUCGUCGGACAAAACGCUAUUUCGGUUCAUGGCAGCCAUGCACCUCCAAGGGCUGCCUGGUUCCGUCCUGUUUUAUCUCGCCAAGCCCCCGAAGCCAUUGUUAAAUGAAUAUUUUUGCUUUCACGUGAAAAACGGCCAAGAAAUCCUCGACACCGGCUAUGCCGUGCUGGUGAUGAGCCCCGAAUUGAAUUCUUUCAUCGUCCCGACGGUGAUAUCAUGGGGAUGUUGCCGAGAUAAGGUAGUCAACCGG
Mesorhabditis spiculigera is the source of this 384-nucleotide messenger RNA. NCBI's taxonomy places the organism in Eukaryota, Metazoa, Nematoda, Chromadorea, Rhabditida, Rhabditidae. The record is from the annotation of a GenBank genome assembly.